Cololabis saira (Pacific saury) is the source of this 1336-nucleotide messenger RNA. RefSeq names its product WD repeat domain 82 (gene wdr82). The transcript has 9 exons. NCBI's taxonomy places the organism in Eukaryota, Metazoa, Chordata, Actinopteri, Beloniformes, Belonidae. Gene Ontology annotation, cellular component: Set1C/COMPASS complex. The record is from RefSeq and is a predicted model, not a curated record. Gene Ontology annotation, molecular function: chromatin binding; protein binding. The coding region runs from base 199 to 1140 and encodes 313 amino acids.
UGUUUCCCUCUUCCUCACUGUUGUGAGGCGCGACUAGCGAGGGCGGGCUAGCGCUGCAGCUUUUAAACUGUAUUCUCUGUAUUAGUAAGAUUUGAGACAAUUAAAAUUCACACAUCCGCACAAAUUGCUACCACGUACCAACUGAAGGCCAAAGCAGAAUCAGAGCUCGGUGCUUUCCCCCGCAGACACUAAACCACCAUGAAGCUAACGGACAAUGUGCUGCGGAGCUUCAGGGUAGCCAAGGUGUUCCGAGAGAACUCCGACAAAAUUAACUGCUUCGACUUCAGCUCAAACGGAGAAACUAUUAUUUCCAGCAGCGACGACGACUCGUUAGUCUUGUACGACUGCCAGGAGGGAAAACCCAAGAGGACCCUCUACAGUAAAAAGUAUGGAGUGGAUCUAAUAAGGUACACACAUGCUGCAAACACGGUGGUCUACAGUUCCAACAAAAUUGAUGAUACCAUCAGAUACUUAUCCCUUCAUGACAACAAAUACAUCAGAUAUUUUCCUGGACACAAUAAAAGAGUGACAUCUCUCUCCAUGUCUCCUGUGGAUGAUACAUUUAUUUCUGGCUCAUUAGAUAAAACCAUCAGGCUAUGGGAUCUGCGAUCACCUAACUGCCAAGGCUUGAUGCACCUGCAGGGGAAGCCAGUGUGCUCUUUUGAUCCAGAGGGUCUCAUUUUCGCUGCUGGAAUAAAUUCAGAGAUGGUUAAACUUUAUGACCUGCGGUCAUUUGACAAGGGUCCCUUUGCAACCUUCAAACUUCAGUAUGAUCGGACAUGUGAAUGGACAGGGCUCAAGUUUAGCAAUGACGGGAAGCUUAUUCUUCUUUCCACUAAUGGAGGAGCCCUUCGUAUCUUGGAUGCUUUUAAGGGGGCUGUGCUACAUUCCUUUGCGGGCUACAACAACAGUAAAGGUGUAACGCUGGAAGCCUCUUUCACCCCAGAUUCUCAGUUUGUGAUGAUUGGCUCAGAAGACGGAAAGAUCCACGUGUGGAAUGCGGAGAGUGGUAUGAAGGUGGCAUUAUUAGAUGGGAAACACACAGGGCCGAUCACCUGUCUGCAGUUCAACCCCAAGUUCAUGACGUUCGCCAGUGCCUGCUCCAACAUGGCAUUCUGGCUCCCCACCAUUGACGACUAAUGUAGAGACGAGCUGUGGCUUCUGUCGAAGCAGACGGAUCCUCAGACCAGCAGGGGUCAGCACGUCAGCUGUGUCCCCAUCACAGCCAUGCUACACAAUUACGUUCAUAUUGUAAAUACGGAGUCUGCAGGAAUGAUUGCCUGCCUGUUUUUUUUAUAUAUAUUUCUAUUUAAUAUUAAAACAUUUUUCUUUGUAA